Molecule: messenger RNA, 2313 nt
Organism: Prosopis cineraria
Lineage: Eukaryota; Viridiplantae; Streptophyta; Magnoliopsida; Fabales; Fabaceae
Product: KH domain-containing protein HEN4-like
Biological process (GO): regulation of gene expression
Cellular component (GO): cytoplasm; nucleus
Molecular function (GO): mRNA binding
Source: RefSeq, a predicted model, not a curated record
GCUUUCUCUCUCCUCCGAGAAGAAGAAGCGCCCGACGCUGUUCUCUCUUAUCCAAAUGGCCGACCCGACCCGAUAUUCAACAAAUGGAUCCUCCAACCACUCCAAGUCCAGGCCUCCGCCGCCACGGCUCAGGGUACCUCCUGGUCACGUAGCUUUCCGCAUGCUCUGCCAUGCCUCCCGUAUCGGCGGCGUCAUCGGGAAGUCCGGAGCCAUCAUCAAGAACCUCCAGCAACUCACUGGCGCCAAGAUUCGAGUGGAGGAUGCCCCGCCCGAUACGUCGGACCGGGUUGUAGUCAUAAUUGCUCCGUCUGCUAUCAGUAGUAAGGUUUACCUGGGGAGGCCGGCUGAGCGGAAUGGAUAUGGCGGUAGCGACGCUGUUGGGACGGUGUGGCCGGACGUUUCGAAGGCGCAAGAAGCUCUUUUGAAGGUGUUUGAGAGAGUCCUUGAUGUUGCGGCGGAGACUGCCGGCACUGAAGUGAGGGAUGGAGUGGUAUCUUGCAGACUGCUGGCGGAUUCACCACAGGUCGGGUCGGUUAUUGGUAAGGGAGGGAAGGUGGUGGAGAAGAUUAGGAAGGACACUGGGUGCAAAAUUAGGGCUUUGAGCAGCUGUGUGCGAGAUUUCAUGGCCUCGGACGAAAUGAUUGAGAUUGAAGGGAAUGUGUCAUCUGUUAAGAAGGCACUUCUUGCUGUGUCUCAUUGUCUUCAAGAUUGCACUCCAGCUGAUAGAACAAAGAUGAUGGAUAGCAAGACUUAUGAUUCUGCAGUUGUAAUUCCACAUGAGACUUUGACUGAUCCGCAUGCAGAUCAUCUUCUCCAGAGGAACUCUGUAAUAUCCGCUGCUUCCAAGAGCUCAAACAGCUUUUCCUCUGGGCUUCAUUCAUUGUCAGCUGAUUUUAACAGGAUCUCAAGCCUGGAUCCCCAGGCACUUCAGCAGGAAGUUACCUUCAGAAUUCUCUUCCCCAGUGAUAAGGUUGGCUGUGUUAUUGGAAAGGGUGGCAGUAUUGUUAAAGCUCUUCAGAAUGAGACAGGGGCUUCUAUAAUGGUUGGUCCUUCAGUAGCUCAUUGUGAGGAAAGGGUUGUUACUAUUACUGCUUCAGAGAGUCAUGAAGCAAGAUAUUCCCCAGCACAGAAGGCUGUUGUCCUUGUUUUCUCUAAGUCUGUUGAGGCUGGCAGUGAGAAUGGGCUAGACCCAGGAUACAAUAGGGGGUCAUCUGUUACUGCACGAAUCCUAGUCCCCACAAAUCAAGUUGGUUGUUUGUUAGGAAAAGGGGGAGCAAUAGUCUCAGAAAUGCGGAAAAAAACUGGGACUAGUAUAAGAGUAAUUGGGACUGAUCAGGUUCCAAAAUGUGCAUCAGAUAAUGAUCAAGUGGUACAGAUAUCAGGAGUGUUUUCAAAUGUUCAAGAUGCUUUGUAUAAUGCAACUGGUAGACUAAGAGAUAAUCUUUUUGCCAGUACACAAAAUGUUGCCAGUACAAGGAGCACCUCCUCUGUUUUCCAUGACACUGGCCCCUAUGGGAGGCCAGUGGAUUGUGCUCCUCUUGGUGCCCAACCAGGUGCUGGGAUUUCUCAUAAUCAGAGUAAACAAACAUUUUCUUCAAGCAUAGAUCAUCCUGGAGUUACUCGAAAUUUAGAUUGUUCUCCUUCACCAGGGUUAUGGACAUCACAGAUGGCUUCAAGAGGCAGUGAUGAUGUUGGUAGGAAAUUGAGUUCUCUUAACUGUGGCUUGGAACUAGGCAGUGCAAGCAAAGCUGCCAUUGUGACUAGUACAACUGUGGAAGUUGUGGUUCCUGACCAUGUUUUUGACUCUGUAUAUGGGGAAGGUGGUAACAAUCUGACGCGUCUGAGACAGAUUUCAGGCGCCACAGUUAUUGUCCACGAGCCUCGUCCAGGAACAAAAGACAAAACUAUUGUCAUGUCUGGUACACCAGAUCAAACCCAAGCAGCACAGAGCCUUCUUCAAGCAUUUAUUCUCACUGGAUCGUCAUGACUUUAUUGUCUGAGCCACAGUCCAUUAUUAUUAUUUUUUUUUUCGUUUCACAGAUAUUUACUUCAGUCCCUUCCCUAGUCUAGGUUUUUUGGCCCCUUCCCUUUUUGGCUCUCACAGCAAAAUGUACAUUAAUAUAUAUGUACGUGCCUUUUGUAUUAUGCCAUUGGUUAAAUUAAUUCAGGUCAGGUUGCUCCCAAAGCAUUAGAGUGCUGGUUUGGGGGGGUUAGGCUUGGGAGCUCAAAAUGUCAAUGUGCUUGUUGAUUCUUUAGAAUAAACAUCAUUGACAGUUAGCCUCCAUUCAAUGCCAUUCUGUCUCUUUUCCUGUU